UACAGCAGCCCGUGCGAGGCUGUCCUGGAGACCCCGCGCUGCCUGCACCUCUAUCGUCUCGGUUGUCAUGGAUGAUGAAGAUGGCAGGUGCCUUCUAGAUGUAAUUUGUGACCCAGAAGCUCUCAAUGACUUUCUUCAUGGAUCUGAGACCCAUGGCCAUGUUCCAGAGGUCCAGCCUGCAGUCCAGUUGUCGGCCAAUGAGCCAGCAGGCCUACCCAGAGUCAGUGUUGACCUGGACUUCCUGGAGGAUGAUGACAUCUUGGGAGGUUCCCCGGGUGGUGAAGGUGGGAGCAAUGGGAUUGGGACAAAUCACGAGCCAUGUGACAUCCUGCAGCAGAGUUUGGCUGAAGCCAACAUCACAGAGCAAAGCUUACAGGAGGCAGAGGCUGAGCUGGACCUGGGCUCCUUUGGCAUUCCUGGCCUUACACAGGUGGUACAGACACUGCCUGAUGCCAGCCUCUCUGGGGCUGGAGGCACUGCCGUUGGUGUAGGCGUUGGUGUUGGGGGAGCAGCAGCAAUUUUCCCUGGGUCAGCCCCGAGCACCACGGCUACUCCUCACAAUGCCACAGCUGACAUGCUGGGCUCUGUGCUUGCUCAGCAGGGCCUUCAACUCCAACCCCAGGUCAUGAACAAGACCAUUAGUGUUCAGCCAUUUAUGCAGCCCAUGGGCCUGGGAAAUGUGACUCUUCAACCCAUUUCAAGUCUCCAAACCCUUCCUAAUGGGAGUCAGUCUGGACAUUUGGGUAUCGGACAGAUUCAGGUUGUGGGUCAACCUACAGUCAUGACUAUCAAUCAGUCUGGGCAGCCAAUCCUGGCUAAAGCCAUGGGUGGUUACCAGCUGCACCAGUCUGGGCCAGAGGUAUCAGGUGCUGGUUCUCAGGCGGGAAUUGGAGGCUCAGGGGGUGGACUUCUGAUCCAAGGUAACAAAGCCACUUUGGGAUCUCCAGCUUUAAAUGGACCGGCUGUUUGUGUCAGCAGCACAAACAGCAGCAGUGGCGGUACAAUGACUGCUCCUGCUGGGCUUCUUGGCUUUGGCAGCACCACUCUAAGUUCAGGAAUGGGACCCCAGGUGCAAACUCAAGGGCAAAUAAUGCAGAACGUGAUCAUCCAGCGCACACCAACACCCAUUCAGCCUAAACCCCCUCAGGGGGGAGCCAUCCAGCCAAAACUCUUCAAACAGCAGCAGCAGCACCCACAGCCAGCACCCCAACCGUUGCAAAACGAUGCCCACAAGGCUUUAGGACUGCAACAAAUUCCAGUUUCUGCUGCUCAGAAUGUAGCCUUCCUGACAGGAAAGCCAGGCUCAAAUGUUGUCCUAAGUACUCAAGCAACAACACAAGGCCAACAGUUUCAGCAAACCAUAUUCAAGCAACAAGCAGCACAACCAUCUGGCAAGCCCCUCAGUGUACACUUGUUAAACCAACAAGGCAGCAUCGUUAUUCCCUCUCAGACAGUUCUGCAAGGUCAGAAUCACCAGUUUCUCCUGCCACAGCUACAGGCAGGUGGGCAGAUCCUGACCCAGCACCCUGGUGGGCACAUCAUAACUAGUCAGGGACCUGGUGGACAGCUCAUCGCAAACCAGAUUUUAACUGCAAACCAGAACAUCAACUUGGGUCAAAUGUUGACUUCACAGGGCCAUCCUGGAGCUGCCCACAUCCUAUCUGGAUCCAUUCAGCUCCAACCUGGCCAGAUGGGCACACCCACCCUCUUUCAGAUGCCGGUCUCAUUGGCCCAGAGUCAAAGCCAGACACAGACCCACACUGUCUCAGGUCAUGCCCAGACAGUCAUACAGGGCAUGCCGAUCCAGAACUCCCUUACCAUGCUUAGCCAGGUGGAGGGGCUGAGUCCUGCGGUCAGCCUUCAGCCAGCCCUGCAACCUCAGCUCGGUGGUGUUCCCAGCAGCAGCAGCAGCAGCACAGGAGCUGCAACCAUGGCUCAAGGCCAGCCUGGAGAGUGUGUUACUGUGCUGGGUAGCUCCACAGACCAGGCUGCUCAUCCCACUCAGCAGCAUGCAGCGCAAUCCUCUAUCCUCGCCAUGCAACCAGGUUCCUCUGUGUCCACUAUUACCACAGUACCCUCUUCUUCUCCGUCCAUGUCUGUGUCCACCUCUUCCUCUGUCACAGCAGUGGGGCUGGUCCCCCAUCAGGCUCAGCACAGUCCAGGGAGGUUACUGUUCACCAACCAGGGCUCCAGUAUGAUCCUGAGCCAGGAGUCUCUGCAGAUGUUCUUGCAACAGGAGCAGCACCACCAAUCAGAGAAUGAGUCAACCCCCUCUGUGGGCGUACCUGCGUCUGUAAUCGUCAGCAGCAACAGCGUCACUGCUCCGGUUCCUGCUGUCCAUGACAGCCAAUUAACUGACUCUUGGGUGGGUCAGUGCCACAGCCCUCCCCCUGGCCCCUCCCACAUGACAGCUGUGGUAAAGCAGGUACCCAGUGGACAUCAGCAGUCACUGAAGAUCCAAGGCAUGUCACCGGCAUUGUCCGCUCAUGCCACGUUACCCUUGGUGGCAGACAGCCCCCAGCCUUUCCAGUCUCCUCUCACUUUGACCCAGCAGAUCCAGUCACCGCACCAUCAACAGCAUCCUCGUCCACCCUCUCAGCCUCAGCCGCAGUCUCAAACUCCCUCCCGCUCAUGCACACCCUCAAAUCAUCCUCAGCUCUUUAUUGUACAUAACCAGAUGGCAGAGUCCCCCCAAACCGCUCAGCAAGGCCAGCCGCAGCAGACACACAUUCAAGUUCAGCUUCAGCCUCAGCCACGACCGGCCUCACAGCCUGCCACUUAUCAACAAGAUAUGCCUCCCAUGUCACAGUCGCCCAAGCCUCCUCCUACACCACCUGCACAGCACCAGUUUACCGUUAUUCCUAUCAGCACUUCUGCCACUGCUGCAGUUAAAGCCCAGGUUCCCAUCCAGGGCCUGACAGCAGAGCAGCAGCACCACCUGCAAUUAAUAGGAGCGCAACUUCAGACCCUGUCAACCAUCACCCAGCCCUCACUUCAGCAGAAACAGCUGCUGGAGAAGCUACACCAGGUUCAGCAUAACAUCCUGCUGCAGGCCAAGCAGUCGACUCAGCCUCAAGUCACCAGUCAGUUCAGCUCCCAGCAAGACGUGCCUGUUGAUAAAGUGGUGAUUGCACCAUCGGCCAACACUGGUCCACCUGCUCAGCUUCUCUCGGUGCUGCAGCCAACACCGAUGCUCGUCAAAACACCUGUUACAGCAUCAAGUGACUUACAGGUAUUCUCAGGAGCCCAAGGGCCAGCUGGAGCAAUGCUGAAUCAGACUGUCAUUCCUGCCAGCCUUACCCAGCCUGUACAGGUUCAGCCAAAGCCAGGGGUGAUCAGCUCAGUUGGAGGGAUAACUCUGGGGAAAGGAAUGCAAAUACAGGUGUUAGGAGCUAGUCUUACUCAAAUGCCUGCUCCACAGCCUCCAGUUCCAGUCCAAACUCAGACAACAACAAUGAAGAUGCCUUUCAGUGCAGAGCCCAGCAAAGAGGCCAGGAUGCUAGAACAGCUGAGGAAACAGCAGGGUUCAGUGCUUCACCCAAACUACAGUGCACCUUUCCACUCUGUUGAGGACACACUGCACAGACUGCUGCCUUACCAUCUCUACCAGGGAACUGCCAACUCUUCUCAAGACUAUCAAAGAGUGGAUGAUGAAUUUGAGACUGUCUCCAGCCAUCUGUUGAAAAGGACCCAGGCCAUGCUGGAUAAGUAUCGCUACCUGCUCUUUGCCGAGUCAAAAGUGUUUAAACCUGAGCAGAGACUUGGCCCCUCGGCAGAGAUGGUGAUGAUAGACCGGAUGUUCAUUCAGGAGGAGAAGAUUGCGUUGAGUCAGGACAGGAUUUUGGCCAAGGAGAGACCAGAGGAGUUUGUGGCAAACGCACGCAUGUUGGGGAGUGGAGUUUCAUCUCAACAUACAUCUUCUUCUGAGGCCACGUCUUUCAGUGGAGGUGUACCGGCUGCUGUCCCUGCUCCACCACCUGCCGCUCCUGCCCCAGCCCCUCUCCCAAACAUUGCCCCAAAUCCUCCUUCUGCACCCGCCCCUGCUCUAGUUCCUGCCCCAGCUCCAGCACCUCCUUCCACCAACCCUUUCCCCCCUACCAAAUUAGUAAUAAAGCAGGGUGGGGGCGGAGCCUCUGUGUCCUGGUCCAGCAGCUGUCCUCCAGCUGCAGCGAGCAGGCUGGCUGAACCCACCAGCCAGAGUUCCUCCUUCAGUCGCGCUCCAACAGCAUCCUCCUCCUCCUCUUCGUCCUUCAACUCUACGGCAGCCGAUGAUGACGACGCUCUCCCACAAAGAACCAGCAAACCGCCUAUGAAGACCUACGAGGCUCGCAGGAGAAUUGGCUUGAAGCUGAAAAUCAAACAAGAUCAAACAGGGUUCAGUAAGGUGGUCCACAACACUGCCUUAGACCCAGUGCACACACCACAACCUCAGCAGAGCAGCCAGUCCAUACCCCAGCCUAAGACUCAGCCCCAGUUUGAAACUGCUGUACCGCACCCAAAGUCCCAACCUUUAUCAACCCCUCCUUCUACAGUCAUCAGAACUCAGUCUCCUGUAUGCACUGCUUCUUCUGCCUCAUCGGUCACCACAACAACCACUCAGUGUAACCCACCACUGAGAGGUAAUGUUGCCCCCAAUGCAGCCCCAUCUUCCUCUACCUCUUCCUCCCGCACAUGGUCAUUGUCCACCUCCUCCUCUACUCAAAUGAAUGGGACAUUGGAUCACAGCAACGUGGGUAGGGUCAAACACAACUCUGCCUCCACUGCCACUCCCUCACAGACAACGUGCCGUCUCCCCCUUCGAAAAACCUACCGGGAAAACAUAAGUCCCCGGGUGAGACCUGGUGUCCCAGGGGGAGGAGACGAAAGUUUGUCCUACCCGAGACCCACGCCGUCACCCCCCAGGCAGGAGGCCUCCCCCUCUCCCCCCUCAGAGCGGACAGUUAUAGCCAGUGUGAAGGUGGAGAAAAGAGGAAGGGAGGCCUCACACACUCACGCAGAGUCAAGCCACGAAACGUGCCGAUUGGGGAGUGCAAUGCAGGGGCUGGACGAAAUGGACGAGGUGUUUAACCGUGGUAUCAAAACUGCACAACACCAUCAUCAUGUCCCACAGCUCCUAGACAGGGAAGGGGCAAAGGAGAGAGGGGAGGAGCACACAGACUUAGAAACAGACGUAAGUAAAUACAAGAGGGUGAGUGGGAAAAAUAGACAUAGGGCAGGUGGGACAUUCAGAAUGGACCCUGGGCCUCCCUCUCCGGAGUCCUCCUUCACACGAGACUCUUUGCUUCCCGCGAAACGCUGCAAGUCAGACUCUCCCGACAUGGAUAACGCCAGCUUCUCCAGCGGCAGCCCUCCGGAUGACUCUCUAAACGAGCACCUGCAGUGUGCCAUUGAUAGCAUCCUAAACCUGCAGCAGGAGCCCUCUGCCCGCGGGCACCACAUUAAAGGGGGCAACAGCAGGUCACACCAAAGCCAGCGCCCAGGGGGCUCGGCAGCAUCAUCCCACAGACCCUCAGUACCAUCCUCCUCCUCUGCUUCCUCAUCCUCCUCCUUGGCCCAGCACCCUCAGGUCGGUGGCCGUGGCCACAAUGGCAGCCUGGUUCCUCAGACUCAAAGCAGAUAACAGCCCCUCAGCCCCAGGCCUGACUGACAUGGGGGAACUAAGAGACAGAUAUGGAGGCAGGGGAAGGGGGGGCUUUGUGAAAACAGUAUCACUGUACUACUCUGCCAAGCUGUGUUGGCUUUGUUUGUCCAUUUGAAUUGUCCAGACAUUUCUUUGUCAUUUACAGCUUGAGGAAGACCUGUGGUGGAAUAAGUGAGAGUGUGGUCAACAGUAAAACUGUAUUUGUGAAUUGCAGACUUUAAGAUGUCUGUCAUGUUGUACGUGUUCCCUCAGCCAAGCUCAAGUAAUGAGGAAAUUGUCAAGAUAUUUCUUUCUUCCUUUUUCACUUUUGAUCUUUUCUUUUUCUCAUUUGGUAUUCAUACAUUCCUCUCCUGUGGCCUGAGUCUCUUAAUCACAUUGAUUCGUUUCCUGGUGUACACUCAAUGAGCUUAAGGCAGCUCAUUUAAACAGUUAAGUUGUUUCAUACAGAAGAGAAUACAACCAGGCUUAUACAUAUAGUGUCUUCCCAUACCAAUCAAAUUUGAUUAUCUUGUCACAAAGGGUUAACAGCUCAUGCUAAAUUGAUAUAGACCACCUCUUUAUCUAGAAUGAAUGUCCUUAGUCACACUGCUCACAAGGCAACUACUCUUUGUCUGGAAACAAAUCAAUUACCCUCAGCCUCCCUUCAGUCUGCAUUUUGCAUCGCAUGCAUUUUGAAGUGUUGACAUGUUGAGGAAAUCCUUUUGAAAAAUGGUGAGGUUUCUUUUUGACUUCUCUUGGGUACUGUAGUACUGUACUGUCAGGAUGUAAAUGAAAUGUGAGGAUAGUUGGUUCUUUUCUGCGUCUAAUGUCAGAUGAUUUUCCAGGUUUUGGUUUUUCGACCACACUUCCACACACACACACACACACACGCCUGCUUUCCUGUUGCCUGCGAUGCCAGGUUAGGAGUUUAUGCAUUGCAGUCAGCAGGGGGCAGGCCAUUUUGAACCGUUUCUGUGGUCUUCUUUCUGCCACUAUCACAGCCUCCCAUCUGUUUUUUGUGUCUUUUUGUAUUUUUUAAAGCCUGGUGGACAAUUCAAACACAAACACAGCACAAGCAUUGAAAUGGAAAAAAAGGAACAAUAAUAAUGUACAAAAAGACAGUAAGAGAAUUUGAAGUAUAGUAUUACAGAUUAAUUUUGUAUUGUAUUUAUUGUGUAUAAUGACACUUUUUAAAAAGAAAUGUACAUUUAGUAAAACUGUAAAUUAAACCUUGCUUCUUUUAUGAAA
Messenger RNA from Cyclopterus lumpus (lumpfish), 6868 nucleotides. RefSeq names its product BRD4 interacting chromatin remodeling complex associated protein (gene bicra). Gene Ontology annotation, biological process: positive regulation of DNA-templated transcription. The transcript has 14 exons. Lineage: Eukaryota; Metazoa; Chordata; Actinopteri; Perciformes; Cyclopteridae. The record is from RefSeq and is a predicted model, not a curated record. Gene Ontology annotation, cellular component: SWI/SNF complex. Bases 68 to 5620 code for a protein of 1850 amino acids.